Molecule: messenger RNA, 603 nt
Organism: Pediculus humanus corporis (human body louse)
Lineage: Eukaryota; Metazoa; Arthropoda; Insecta; Psocodea; Pediculidae
Product: zinc finger protein matrin type, putative
Exons: 3
Coding region: 1-603 (200 amino acids)
Biological process (GO): mRNA splicing, via spliceosome
Cellular component (GO): spliceosomal complex; U4/U6 x U5 tri-snRNP complex
Molecular function (GO): zinc ion binding; nucleic acid binding
Source: RefSeq, a predicted model, not a curated record
AUGGCUUCUGGGAGUGUUGAAGAUCAUAGAAGGAAAUGGGAUAGAGACCAUUAUAUUAGGUUAGCUGCUGAAAGGCUUCGAGAGGAAUUAGAAAAAGAAGAAAAAGGGAAAGAUAAACAUAUGCCAGUCAAGAGAGAGUUACUCAAACAAAGAGAUUACAGAGUAGAUCUUGAGUCAAAGUUGGGAAAAAGUGUUGUUAUAACUAAGAGUACACCAUCCUCUCAAAGUGGAGGAUAUUAUUGCAAUGCAUGUGAUUGUGUUGUCAAAGAUUCAAUUAAUUUUCUAGAUCAUAUUAACGGAAAAAAACAUCAGAGAAACUUGGGAAUGUCAAUGAGAGUUGAGAGAUCAUCCCUAGAUCAAGUUAAAAAAAGAUUUGAAUUAAAUAAAAAAAAAUUAGAAGAAAAGGAAAAGGACUAUGAUAUUGAAUCUCGAGUUAAAGAGCUAAAGGAGGAAGAGGAUAAAUUGAAAGAAUACAGGAAAGAACAAAAACGAGCUAAAAAAAGACUUCAUAGUGAAAUAUCAAAAGAAGAUGGUGAAUCAGGUGCACAAGAUGAACUUUCUGCUAUAAUGGGUUUUUCUGGAUUUGGUUCAUCUAAAAAAUAA